AUGACCUCUACACUCACUGCCCUGCUCUACCUCGGGCUAUACCUGAGCCGGACCAUCAGCACCCAGAAGCAGAUUCUUUCGAAACCCAUCAUCUGGGCCAAGCCAGAUUUCAUGAUUCCGAAGGGAAUGCGAGUGUUGAUCUUAUGCCAGGGGACUCCUGAGGCCGUUGAAUACCAGCUGUAUUUUGAGGGACACCUCUCUGCCCAGCAGAGCCCAAAACAACUUGGGAGGAGGAACAUAGCCAUGUUCCGCAUCCCAGCCAUGACCCCGCUCACUGCAGGGCAAUACAAGUGCUUUUACCGAAGCAAGGAGCUCUGGUCAAACCCUAGUGACCCUCUGGAUCUGGUGGUAACAGAAAUGUAUGACACGCCCACCCUCUCCGUUCAUCCUGGGCCUGAGGUGACCUCAGGAAAGAACGUGACCUUCUACUGCCGACUAGGCACUGCAACCAACAAGUUCUUUCUGCUCAAGGAGGGAAGAUCUGGCCGCCCUCAGCACAGAUAUGGGAACACCCAGGUGGAGUUCCCCAUGGGUCCUGUGACCACGGCCCACAGAGGGACGUACAGAUGUUUUGGCUCUUAUAACAACCAUGCAUGGUCUUUCCCCAGUGAGCCUGUGAAGCUCCUGGUCACAGAAGGUGUUGGGGACACCAGCCUUGCACCCACAGAACACACCUCUUUUUCCGACCUUUGGGACCUCGACUUGUUAACCACAGAAGCAGAAUUCCAGCAAGACCUUGCCCUCUGGGAUCACACUGCCCAGAAUCUCCUUCGGAUCGGUCUGGCUUUCCUGGUCCUGGUGGCCCUCAUGUGCCUCCUGGCUGAAGACUGGCUUUGGAGGAAGAGGGCACAAGAGAAAGCCAACGGGGCUUCAAGUCAGGAACGCAGGAGAAGGUUCAGAACACAGAGACACCUGGACAAAUGACCGAGAGAUGUGCUGGCCACAGGUAGAGCU
Messenger RNA from Neomonachus schauinslandi (Hawaiian monk seal), 954 nucleotides. It is a transcript of the gene NCR1, whose product is annotated as natural cytotoxicity triggering receptor 1. The transcript has 7 exons. Bases 1 to 924 code for a protein of 307 amino acids. NCBI's taxonomy places the organism in Eukaryota, Metazoa, Chordata, Mammalia, Carnivora, Phocidae. The record is from RefSeq and is a predicted model, not a curated record.